Molecule: messenger RNA, 2439 nt
Organism: Corapipo altera (White-ruffed manakin)
Lineage: Eukaryota; Metazoa; Chordata; Aves; Passeriformes; Pipridae
Product: cytosolic phospholipase A2 epsilon-like
Exons: 21
Coding region: 1-2439 (812 amino acids)
Biological process (GO): glycerophospholipid catabolic process
Cellular component (GO): cytosol
Molecular function (GO): calcium ion binding; calcium-dependent phospholipid binding
Source: RefSeq, a predicted model, not a curated record
AUGGGAUCAAAUUUAAGUUCAAAUGAGACUUUUACGGGCACCUCAGCACCAGCGUUGAGAACGGCACCUGUAUCUCCUUUCAACUUGCUCACUGUAAAAAUACUAAGAGUGAGGAAUGUCCGGAAGGCAGACUUGUUCACCCUUUCAGACUGUUACGUGACACUGUGGCUGCCUACUGCCUCAGCUGAGAAGGUUCGGACCAGAACCAUCAGGAACAGCAAAAACCCUGUUUGGAAUGAAGCUUUCUGCUAUAAGGUCGACCGCCGUGUCAAGAAUGUGCUGGAGCUAAAGGUCUGUGAUGAAGACACAGUCACCAGGGACGAUGAACUCUGCACGGUUCUCUUUGACAUAGAUAAACUCACUGUUGGACGUACUGUUCGAGUGAAGUUUCAGCUGAAUCCACAGGCACGUGAGGAGCUGGAAGUGGAGUUCACAUUGCAGAACACUCUGGACUAUCCUGAUGGCAUUAUUACUAAUGGAGUACUAGUGGCACGUGAGGUUUCCUGUUUGGAGGUUAGAGUGGAUAUGGGGAAGCUGAAGCAGCAAUCCACAAACCAGGAGCUUACAUUUACAGUGAAAGGAUCACAUGAAGGAAGCCAGAAAAUUUUGCUGGACUCUUGUCCCAGCCUUCAUAUCAUCAUGUUUCACUGCAUCAUAAAUGACCAGACAAGACUGGAUAUUAUAUUGCCAGAAGAGCUGGCUGAUGGAAAUGAAACAGAGAAGCCUGGGGUCCUUUCUUUCCCUUUGAAUUCUCUCCCUUUGCAGAAGGAAAUAGUACUAGAAGAGGAUAAUUCAUUUUGCUUGUGCUUGACGACAAGAAAAUGCUCAGGAGAUCUGGAUGUGCGCUUGGGUUUUAGCCUGUGCAAGGAAGAGCAGGAUUUCCUGCGGAAAAGGAAGAAAUAUGUUGCUGCUGCCCUGAAAAAGAUUCUUAAUUUGGAGGAGGAUCUGAAAGAGCAUGAGGUGCCGGUGGUGGCCAUUACAACCACAGGGGGAGGCACGAGAUCACUCACUGCCAUGUAUGGCAGCCUACUGGGUCUGCAGAAGCUCAACCUGUUAGACUGCAUUUCCUACAUUGGUGGUUUAUCGGGUACCACAUGGACCAUGGCAAACUUAUAUGAGGAUGCUAAUUGGUCACAAAAGUAUCUGGAGGAUGCAAUCAAGGAAGCUCGCAAGCAAGUAACCAAAUCCAAGACCUGUUGUUUUUCUUUGGACUGUCUGAAGUACUAUUAUAAUGACCUGAUGGAGAGAUCUAAAGAAGGACAUAACACCUCUUUCAUAGACCUUUGGGGGCUUGUAAUUGAAUCCAUGCUACAUGAUAAGAAAGAUGAGCACAGACUUUCGGACCAACGGCAGGCAGUGGAUAAUGGUCAAAACCCAUUGCCCAUCUAUGUGGCCAUCAACCUCAAGUCCAACUAUAGUGCCCAGGCAUUCAGAGAGUGGCUGGAGUUCACUCCCUAUGAAGUUGGUUUCCUGAAAUAUGGAGCAUCUAUUCAAGCAGAACAUUUUGGAAGUGAAUUCUUUAUGGGAAGGAUGGUGAAGAAGCUCUCAGAGACUCGAAUCUGCUAUAUGCAAGGCAUGUGGAGUAGUAUAUUUUCCAUAGAUGUGAUGUAUGUCUGGAAUUUGGCUGCUGAUUCAGAGGACUUCUGGUGCAGAUGGACCAGAGACAGAGUAAAAGACAUUGCAGAAGAACCCUUUCUGUCCAUGAAUCCCUAUGAAGUGGACACGUGUCUAUUCACUCCCUCAAGCGUCCUCUCCUCUGCUCUGCGAGAUGUCUUAACAGGACGCCCAACCAUUGCACAGUACCCCAAUUUUAUCAGAGGCUUCCAGCUGCAUAACAAGUACCUGGAGAGUGAAGGAUUUUCUACCUGGAAAGACACAGUGAUAGACUCCUUACCAAAUAAAUUGAUGGAAACAGCAGACAAUGAACUCUCCCUGGUUGAUACUGGCUUUUUCAUUAAUACCAGCUACCCACCACUUUUGAGAUCAAAGAGGGAGGUGGACGUCAUCCUACAUUUGAAUUACAGUGGAGGGUCCCAGACACUGCCUCUGGAUCAGAUUGCGAAGUACUUUUUGGGGCAAGGAAUUCCAUUUCCCAAAAUUGAGAUAAGUGAGGAAGACAGGGAAAACUUGAAGGAGUGCUAUGUGUUUGAAGAUGCUGACAGUCCACAAGCUCCAACAGUGCUUUUUUUCCCUCUAGUAAAUGACACCUUCAAGAAAUAUAAAGCUCCUGGUGUGGAACGGAGUCCUGAAGAGAAGGCUGAAGGCAAAGUUGAUGUCUCCAGCAUCCUCUCACCAUUUACAACAAGGGAGGUGUGUUUCAGUGAAGAAAAUUUUGACAAACUGGUGAAACUGACUGAUUACAAUGUCUUGAAUAACGAGAAGUUGAUUAUUCAGGCCUUGCGCUUGGCAGUGGCACGGAGGAAGCAGCGGAAUUAUUAG